This is a messenger RNA of Colossoma macropomum (tambaqui), 6060 nucleotides long. RefSeq names its product zinc finger protein 507 (gene znf507). Gene Ontology annotation, biological process: regulation of gene expression. The coding region runs from base 114 to 3059 and encodes 981 amino acids. Gene Ontology annotation, cellular component: nucleus. The transcript is spliced from 8 exons. The record is from RefSeq and is a predicted model, not a curated record. NCBI's taxonomy places the organism in Eukaryota, Metazoa, Chordata, Actinopteri, Characiformes, Serrasalmidae.
GCAGUAGUGUGAGGGGGGGAAGAAAAGUGAGAUCACUUUAUUACAGUCAGAGAAUAAAGCUGGAAAUGACCACGCGCUGAGGGACAAAGAUCACUCCGAGUUGCCGCAUCAGUAUGGAGGACAGCAGUGGUGUUGCAGUCCUGGUCCCUCACCCCAGAGGUCAGCAGGAGACUGUAUUUGUCCCUGAUCCGCACCUUCACGAUGACCAGCAGAAUCAGCACAAGCAAGCUGCAGACUCGCUCAUCCAGGUGAUCGAGAAGCUCAGUAAGAUUGUGGAGAAGCGGCCAAGACGGUGCGCUUUACCAGGGAAGAAGAGGCCCUCGCUGACCUGCGCCUCAGUGACUGUUGCAGACAGCAGAGAGGGAAGCGGAGGGGCUUCACCCUGCAAGAUGUCCAGGGAGCAGGAUGAGGAGGGCCACACUCGCAGCUGCACCUCAGGGCCUGCUGUAGGGCCCAAUAAUGGAGGCCCCCGGACAGUUACCUGCUACCAGUGCAGCCUGUGCCGCUUCAUAUCCCCCACAUUGAGCGCCUUGAAGAAGCACCUCAAGCAGCACGACGAGCACCACAGCGACCUCAUCCUCGAGUGCUCGGAGUGCCGUUUCACGUCCAGCCAGCAGGAGGAGCUGGAAGCGCAUGUCAGGCUUCACUUUGAGCAAGGGGCUCGAUCAAGGGGGAGCUUGCGGGGGCAGACAGGGUUUUCCGCCACAAAAUCUGAAACUGAAUCUGAGAAAAUGCCAGCUGCGCCCAAAAAGUGGUACAGUUAUGAGCAUGGAAGGUAUCGCUGUCUGAUCUGCAGCUAUGAGUGUAGGCAGCAGCGUAACCUGAAAACACACGCUUGGAAGCAUGCUGGCUUAGUGGACUGCUCCUACCCUAUAUUUGAAGAUGAGGAUGACCAGCGUGUUAAUCCUGUACCCACCCUCAGCAGCAGCCCUUCCUUAGCUCGUAGUAAGGAAGAGGAGGCUAUAGUGGUCCUCACACCUGUAGGACACAAAGGCCAGGUUCUGCAGAGCAGCACUUCCAUUCAGCUGGAGCUUUGUGCACCAGAAGAAGUGAAGUGUAAUAAAGUUAUUGCAGGAGGCACUGAAGAACUUGAGAGUCCUGUCGGUAAUGUUUUUUCUAUCAGAGGACCUGAUCCUCAGGAGCCCUUGGUGGAAGUUCAGUUGACUCCGGAAGCACAGAUGGAGCUGGAGCUAGAGACGGAGAGCCAGCAGAUGAGCUCAGACAGCCUUCUGUCUUCAGCACAGAAGAUAAUCAGCUGCAGCAGCAACGGUGCCGGCCACGUCAACGUCAUUGUAGAGAGGCUGCCCUGUGCCGAGGAGCCGGUAGCAAGCAAGUCUCUUCUCCUGAGCCCAGAGGUAGCCGGAGAUAAGACCCUGCUUGCUUCCAAAGAACCAGGAUUAGAGAACCAGCCCCAUCCCAUCUACUAUGAGGAGCAGGAGGAGGUUGUGAUUGGCUGGAGUGGUGGAAACACACAGCAGGAAACAGAAAAAGGAGCAUCUGGUGAUCCACCCCCAGAUGAGAACAUGCCUCCAGCCCGAAGGCGGACACACUCGGAGUGUUUGAGACUCCACUCUUUGGCGGCGGAAGCCCUUGUUGCCAUGCCCACGAGAGCUCCGGAGCUAAGCAAGUCCACUGUUAAGGGAAUGGUGGGUCUUGGCACACAGAUCCCAGACACAGGCCAAAGAAUCAUCGAGCUGUCCGCAGCUUCUGCUGCCACAGUCCACUCAAAGAAUCCUUCAGGACCCAUCCCAGAUCCAGCCACCCUGCUGAGUCUUGGCCUAGGUGGGGUCCCGCAAGGUUCCAAGGAAGAAGUCCUGGUUGAGGGACCUUCCAAAGCUGGAAUUAGCAUGUCUCUGCUGACUGUCAUUGAGCGGCUACGCGAGAGGUCGGACCAGAACGCCUCAGAUGAGGACAUCCUGAGGGAGCUGCAGGACAAUGCCCAAAGUCAGCAUGGCGGAGGGGGUGCAGGGGUGGUGGUGGGGUCAGGGGACCCCUCUAUCCCAGAGGGCAGCCUGGUAGAGUAUAUCGCUGGGAGCGAAAAGCCGUACCGCUGCCGACUGUGCCUCUACAGCAGUGGGAACAAGGGCUACAUCAAGCAGCACCUGCGCGUCCACAGGCAAAGGCAGCCCUACCAGUGUCCAAUUUGCGAGCACAUUGCCAGCGACAGCAAGGACCUGGAGAGCCACAUGAUCCACCACUGCAAGACCCGGAUGUACCCCUGCAAGCACUGUAGCGAGACGUUCCAUUAUAAGAGUCAGCUGAGGAACCACGAGAGAGAGCAGCACGGGAUGGGUGACACUUCAGCAGCCCUGAUGGCUGUCAGCGAAACCGCAGCAAGCACAGACGAGUCUGAGAAGAUGACAGAAGAGGACACAGUCAGCGAUCAAAAAGUGUACAAAUGUGACGUAUGUGACUAUACCAGCUCCACCUACGUUGGGGUGCGGAACCAUCGCAGGAUUCACAAUUCUGACAAGCCCUACAGGUGCUGCAGCUGUGACUUUGCCACUACAAACAUGAACAGCCUGAAGAGCCACAUGAAGCGGCACCCGCAAGAGCACCAGGCCGUGCAGCUGCUGGAACAGUACAGGUGCUCUCUGUGUGGCUACGUGUGCAGUCAUCCUCCAUCCCUCAAGUCCCACAUGUGGAAGCACGCUGGAGAUCAGAACUACAACUAUGAACAAGUGAACAAGGCCAUCAACGAGGCCAUCUCCCAGAGCAGCCGGUCUCCGAUUGUGCCUCCUAACGUUAUCCUGGGCAGGAAGGAGAAGACGCCACACAGUUUACCUGCUGCUGCAGCAAGUACUCUUGGAGAUGGCUGGAGAGCCAGCCCUGGGGAACAGGCCCUGGGCGCUGCCGGGCGGAAGGGGGGCAUGGGGCAGGUGCGCGCAGGUAUGGAGUACUGCAUGCUGCUCUUCUGCUGCUGCAUCUGCGGCUUUGAAUCCACCAGCAAAGAGCAACUGAUGGAGCACAUGAAGGAGCAUGAGGGAGACAUCAUCAGUAUCAUACUGAGCAAGGAACAGCAGGGAAGCCAGCCAGCAGAGGCUAGCACAGUGCAGUGAGAGAAAGGAGUGCACAAUCACGUACAUGUUCACUCCCAAUCUCUUAAAGUUAGAGCCAGUAACUUUUUGCACAAGUCUUCGUUUUGUUUUUUGGCCUGUGUGUACACACACACCACAAUAUUUGCUUCAACAGGUGACAUGCACAGCUAUGAAAAGAUUCACUAUCCCAUUAUUAUUAUUAUUAUUAUUUUUUUUUUAUAAACCUUUAUUUCUUUUCUUUUUUCUUUUUUUUUUAAGCUUUAUUCAGUUAUUUUCCUAGUACAGAGGUUUAAUUUCCUUUAGUUUGCUGGCAUAAACUUUUAAUUCAGGAAGAUCCAAAAGCUUAUCCAGAAGAUUGUCAGACUGAAUUUAAAAAAAUUCAGCGGAGGAGACGUUCAGUCACGUAGUGAAACAUGUAUUUGGGUAUUUCUGAAAGGCGUUUCAUACCUCAUCAAGUCAAACUUGUUAUACAUAGUAUAUAUAAGGUAAGAUUUAGGGUUAAUCAUACACAGGGCAGCUUCUAAUUCACUGAAUUGUUAUUAUUAUUAUUAUUAUUAUUAUUAUUAUUUAUCAAUAUAUUGUUUAUAUGCUACCUUGCUGGGUAGUUGUCUUCACGGAAAGGUUUGAAGAGAGAAGGCAGGUUUGCAUUUUUGCCUUCUUGUUUGUGUCGUUGUAUGUGUUGAUAUUUAUCACGCUUAUUUAUAUGGUUUUUUGCAUGUACCCUUCCGUUAUGUUGAUGCAAAGGAGGCAGUUUCUCUCAGAUGCCGUUCUUUGGUGCUACUGACCCUUUCUUUAGCUCAGCUGGGACUGAAGGAAGGGUCGUUUUGGGAAUGUAUCUUAAACCUAUAGAUAAGCCAGUAGAAAGUGUAGUGUAUGUUUAUCCGCUACAGUUGAAAAGCACAAGAUAAAUUCUAAAACAUUCUAAUGGUAACUGGUCCAAUAAUCAGGUAGUAAAAAACUGAAGAUUCAUCAUUCAAGAUCUGUUACUGCAACAUAAGCCAAUGUGCCGUCAUACAGCAGCCGUGAGGGGUUACCACUAUAACAUUAAAGGGGAAGUUCAAUACAAAAUGUUUUGAGUGUUUCUGACAUCUCUUCAGAUGGUCCUGUCUGAUCUGGCUUGUAUUGUAAAUGUACAUGUUCCAUUCACUUCCAGUUCAUUUAAAAACCUUGUUGCGAUUCUGAAAACAUACUAGCGCAUAGGUUCUGUAACUCUCUGCUGUUGAUAAUGUUGAUAACCCCUAAACUUUCUAGAUUGUCUGUUAACAUUAGUGAUGCAGAAUAACAUCAGAAUCAUAUUAAUACAAAUAAUUGCUUUAAAAAAUGAUCAGUAGUACCAGAGUACCACAAACAUUUUGUCAAACAUCAGUUAUGAAGUAGUGCCCAAAUCUAAAUGUUUGUCCAAAAUUUCAAACCAAUAUUUGACAUUUAUUGUGCUCCGGAAGAAUGUUCAGGCGAUGCUGGGCUACGAGGCUAAAAUGACUGCAUUUUAUUCAUUUUUCUGCAUUUGUAACCCUCUACAAAGAUUUCUCAUUUCUCCAUAAUGGUAAUCCAAAUGAACUUAGUCCCAAUUUCUAGAUUUCUAUUUCUAUUUUGUAAAUGUUUAUAUAUAUAUGUCAACAUAGAUAUCAGCAGAAAAAUGCUGCAUGUUAUUAAGACUCAUGUAGGUUCUCUGAAAGGAUGAUGUAUCCAGUUUUCAGGAUUUUAAUAUAUCUUUGAAAACAGUAUAAAAUGCAAGCAGUAAAUAGAAGCGGUAUUUCAGUGAAAAAGCUCUUUGCUAGCUAUCUUAACAGCCCAGCUGUAAACACAACCUUGUCCUUUCAUUGUUUCGGCCUGACAUUCAGCAGUUGUUCCCACAUUGCUGUGGCUUAGUAAAUAUGGCUCAAGCAUUUAUAGUACGAGCAAAAUGGCUGUGCAAAGUCAAAAAGAACUGUGUUGAGAGGUAAAAGGACCAUUUGCUAUUUUUUGUAAACUUCUCCUUUAAUUGCUAUUGUGAGUUUAGUAAUGUAAUAUAAGCUGAAUUUCAGUAUUUCCGUUUCUUUGGUAAGAUACUAUUGUCUUACUAGUUUUGAUUUCUGUUUAAGCUCGUUUGAAAUCUGUUUCAAUGCAACGUCCUCGCUUUUUAGUCCAGUUUCGUUUACGUUUAGUAAACGUUUGCUAGAAUUGCAAAAAAUGCAUCACAAGUAAUUAUUUAUAUUGAUAAAAUUAUCGCUGUAUAGUUGCUCUACCAUUGAAAUGUUGAUGGCUACCUCCAGUCAAAAUGUUCCCAAAUUCUGUUGACCUUAACUUUAGUAUGUGUUCUACAUUUCUGCUUCCAAUGCAGGACAUUUACCAAGGGAUGAUUUGCAUGCUCUUACCGCUGUGUCAGUUAGAAAUGCAAAAUUAUGAGGAUAAAAUGAAAUCCAUUAUUCAUGGGUCUUGAGAUUGCGUUCAUGCGGCACCAUGUAUCACGGAAGGUAAAUCUUUAUUUUCUACCAAGGAAUAUCUCAUUAGCAUACCAGAUUGUUAUUGUCUUGGCCUGAUUUACAAUUUAAACUGCAGUGUCAGGAACUUGGUGACAUGGUAUGAAUUUGAAACGUGAAAUCAUUUUACUCCAGUGUGCAUUUUAACUGGAAUAUCCAGAGGCAUUUGUCACAUUUGGAAUUGCCUUUUCCACUUUUAUCAAAUAUUUUGACACCCAGACGUCCAAUCAAAUUAUUUUUUUUCUGUAGACGCAGUCAGAUGUGAGUAGUUUUUGAAUGUGUUCUAAAUGCAUAUUAUAUGGACUGCAAAACAGCAAUGUUUGCAGCAUAUGGCUUUUAUAUACAGUACUGUGUAAAAGUCAGGAAGUCAGAGACCAUUGUGUAUUUAAUUUACAGUCAAAACGGCCAAGUUGUUUAUCUUUCAGUGUCAGGACUUGCACAGAAUAUAUAUGAACAUGGUAUUUCAUAUUUUCACACAUUUUUGCAGCUUCCAUUUUUUUUGGGGAGACUUGCUUUCAGUCUUUCCAGAGAAAUCUGCAGGGAUAUUUUUCCACACCUCCAAA